Molecule: messenger RNA, 1212 nt
Organism: Acanthosepion pharaonis
Lineage: Eukaryota; Metazoa; Mollusca; Cephalopoda; Sepiida; Sepiidae
Source: the annotation of a GenBank genome assembly
AUGUCUCUCCAGAUAAAACCACUAACUUGCAUUUCGUCUCUUUUUGUUUGCUCGUCUCUCUCUCUCUCUCUCUCUCUCUCUCUCUUGUUUCUUUCUUUCUCCCUCUCUUUCUUACUCUCUCCCUUUCUCUCUUUCUUUCUUUCUUUCUUUCUUUCUUUCUUUCUUUCUUUCUCACGGCUUGUUUCGAUAUUCUUGUUUCUUUUUUGCCUCUUUCUCUCUUACUCUUCCCCUUUCUCUAUCUGUUUCUCUCAUAUGGUUUGCCUAUCCAACUAUUUUUCAUUACUCUCUCUUUCUCACUCCGGCUGUUUUUUCUUUUCGCCCUCUCUUACACACUCCCUUUCUGUAUUUGUUUCUCGCAUUCUUAUUCUUUAUUUUUUAACUAUCUUUCAUUACACACGUUCUCUCUCUCUCUCUCUCUCUCUUUCUCUCUCUCUCUCUCUUCCUCUCUCUAUCUCUCUCUCUCUCUCGAUCUCUCUGAUACUCUCUUUCUCUAUAGCUAGUUCUUUCAUUCUUUAUCACGUGUUGUUUCUAUAUUCUUGUUUUUCUCUCUCGCUUUAUUUCUUCCUCUCUCUCUCUCUCUUUCUUUCUCUCUCUUCUCUUUCUCUCUCUCUCUCUCUCUCUCUAUCUAUCUAUCUCUCCCUCUCUCCCUCUCUGACUCUCUCUUUCUUUCGGUGUCUGUUUCUCUCUUAUUGUUUUCUAUUUGACUAUUUUCAUUACUUUUUCUCUCCCCCUCUCUAUAGCUCUUUCUUUCUUUGUUUCUUUCUUUUCUUUCUUUCUUUGUCUCUUUCUUUUUUUCUUUCUUUUUUGUUCUUUCUUUCUCACGUGUUGUUUCUAUGUUAUUCUUUUUCUUUUUCACUAUCUCUCUCACUUUCUUUUGGUGCCUGUUUCUCUUGUUCUUUUUUUUUAUUAUUUUUGAUUAUUUUUAUUUCUCUCUCUCUCUCUCUCUCUCUCUCUCUUCCGCGCGCGCGCACUAGCUCUUUCUUUCUCGCAGCUUGUUUCAAUGUUUUUCUUUCUUUCUUUUUUUCUCCCUCUUUCCCUUUCUAUCUCUCUCCCCCACCCACUUAUUUAUUUUCUGUUGGGCUAUUUUUACCUCUCUUUUCUCUCUCUCUCUCUCUCUCUCUCUCUCUCAAGAUGCAUUUUGUUAGUUUAAUCAAAGCACCAUAUCACUAUGUAAGAAUCCAGAUGCAUCACUAUUCAAUUUACGUCAGUUAG